AAAUUAAGGCUUCAGCUCGCGCGAGACCUCAGCUUUCACUCGAGUGAGUGCGAGUCCAUCGCCGGAGAGAGAGAGCGAGAGAGCACGCAAUCGAGUUAAACAAGCUCUGUCUCUUGGUUCUCUGUCCACGGCGGGAGAGUGUGAGAGAUGGGCAGGCAGCCGUGCUGCGAGAAGAUCGGUAUCAAGAAGGGGCCGUGGACCGCGGAGGAGGACCAGAAGCUGGUCACCUUCCUCCUGUCUCACGGCCAUUGCUGCUGGCGGCUCGUCCCCAAGCUCGCGGGGCUGCUGAGGUGCGGGAAGAGCUGCCGGCUGCGGUGGACCAACUACCUGAGGCCGGACCUCAAGCGCGGCCUCCUCUCGGAGGAGGAAGAGGCGCUGGUCAUCGACCUCCACGCGCAGCUCGGCAACCGGUGGUCCAAGAUCGCGGCGCGGCUGCCGGGGAGGACGGACAACGAGAUCAAGAACCACUGGAACACCCACAUCAAGAAGAAGCUCAAGAAGAUGGGCAUCGACCCCGUCACCCACGGGCCGCUCGCUCCGGCCACUCAACCUCUGGCGCUGGCGCUGGCGCAGCAGCGCGAUCCUCCGCAGGUGGUGCGAGAAGAGGAACGUUGCGACGACGACCCCAGCAAGCAGGCAUCGUCGCAAGGGCUGGCGGCGGUCGCCGACGAGGACGACGACGUGGAGGAGACGCCGGCGAGCGCCGCCCAGCCGCACGGCGCGACGACCACCUCCCCUGCUUCCGCAGCGGCUGGAUCCGUCUCGCCGUCCUGCUCCUCCUCGGCCUCCGGCGCGGACGCGGACGCGGACGCGGCCGCCUGGCCCGGCCCCAUCGACCUCUUCCUCGAAGUGGACGGCAUCAUGGACAUGGACUGGGCGGGCAUCCUUUCGGGCUGCGGCGAUGACGACGCCGCCGACAUAAGCGGCGUCGAUCUUUUCGACCAUUACGCAGGCGAUGGCUUUGAUGAACAAGUCUGGAUGUGAUGCAUGCUCUUCCUGCAGGUAGCAGUGAGUACACUGGGCGGUAGGAUGGUUAGAACUGUGUUGUUACUGGUGAUCGUAUCUCUGCUCUUGCGUUUGCGUGUCCAGUUGCCUCUCUUGUUUUCUUUGGUUUCUUGGGUCAAUUCAAGUUCGCCCGCGUCCAUGCAUGCAUGGUUGCUGGUAUGGGGGAGAGGCACGGCCUGGUUUGUGUGGUACGUUCUUCGUGAAGAUUGAGGAAUGAAUUGUGAUUGCG
Zea mays is the source of this 1234-nucleotide messenger RNA. RefSeq lists its product as uncharacterized. Lineage: Eukaryota; Viridiplantae; Streptophyta; Magnoliopsida; Poales; Poaceae. The coding region runs from base 148 to 984 and encodes 278 amino acids. The record is from RefSeq and is marked validated. The transcript is spliced from 2 exons.